Messenger RNA from Serendipita indica DSM 11827, 1005 nucleotides. The record is from the annotation of a GenBank genome assembly. NCBI's taxonomy places the organism in Eukaryota, Fungi, Basidiomycota, Agaricomycetes, Sebacinales, Serendipitaceae.
AUGUUCUCCUUUGUCGCAGGCUCAAUGGCGAAAGGGCGAGGUGGUGGAGGGGGAGGAGCGAGUGGUUCUAUCGACGACGGUUGGGAUGUACCAGGAACUGUCAAGGCGGCAAUGGCUUUCCGAAUCAUCUGGUCUGUUGUCAUUUUUGGCCUAUUCUUGACUAUUCUUCGACGUCUACGCUCCGUCCCACCUGGCCGCUAUACCCGCGCUCCGUACAUUCUCCUCUCCAUCGUUGCAGGCACAUUAUCCAUCUCAUAUCUUCUCUCCGCAAUCUUGUUCAGAAUGUCGACGGGCGAGAGUAACGCCCCAUUCCCGGUCAUACGCCGGUUGGGUUCGUUCAACAGCUUCUUGUCGAACGUGGACAUUGCCUUCGAACCAGCAGUCUCCCUCUGGCUCGUUCAUCUUCGUGGAAGGCUGACGAAUACGGCUGAGGCCAAAUCUGUCAACCCGUGGGUAUCGCAGCAUUGGAAGCGUAUCGUCGACUGGUCGCUUGUGGCUAUCACCUUCACUAUCGGUAUAUCCACGAUAGCGAUAUCCGAAAAUGCAUGGGCACUGUAUGAAGCGCAUCGCCUGGAUUCAAAUCAACUUAUUGACCGUCUUCUCGUCAAUCGCAACCUCAAUCUUACCGUCAUCGCGCUUGGAUUGUUCCUGGCAAUUGAUAUCGCCAUUUCUUUCAUUUCUCUCAAGAUCUCACAGAAGAGGGUACACUUUAUUGACCCAUUAACUACAAGACUUCUUAGAGUCGUCUUGCCCUUUGUGGUCAUCGGUUUUAUCCAAUCGCUGGUGAUCACAAUAUUACCAAAUGUGCACACGCUCUAUGAAACCGAGUUCAACGUCUUCAAUCUCGUUAUCACCAUCAUCGACGGCAUUUGCAGAAUAGGAAUUAUUGGCGGCCUCCUGUCCACGAUGGUGAUUCCAAACGUGCUCUGGAUUCCGGGUGCUACGACAUCUGCUGUUCCUCUGCCUGUUAGCGGGGACACCGGAUACAUGUCGUACAAGUCUUAG